GCUGAAUUUCAGUGCAAGCGCUGAAGCCCACCGCCUCAGUUUGUUGUCUGCAGGGUAACAGCCAGGAUGAUAGACAACCAAGAGUUUAUGGUGGAGGCUUACCCGCGGGAGCUCACCCAGAACCCGCUCAAGAAAAUUUGGAUGCCGUGCAAAAACGGACACAUCGCUCACAGACGCGUAUGUAUGACAAAUUGCCCGACCCUCAUUGUGACUGUUGGACUUCCAGCCCGAGGGAAAACCUACAUUUCGAAGAAGCUGACUCGAUACUUAAACUGGAUAGGCGUGCCAACAAAAGAGUUCAAUGUUGGUCAGUACCGGAGAGAGUGUCUGAAAAUCUACAAGUCCUUUGAGUUUUUCCGUCCAGAUAAUGAAGAAGGCCUAAAAAUCAGACGUCAGUGUGCUACGUCAGCUCUUAAUGAUGUUCUGCAGUACCUGAGCGUUGAAGGAGGACAAGUUGCGGUCUUCGAUGCCACUAAUACAACGAGAGAAAGAAGAGGGACCAUCAUCAGGUUUGCUGAGCAGAAUGGGUUCAGGGUAUUUUUCGUGGAGUCUGUGUGUGAGGACCCAGAAGUCAUUGCUCAAAAUAUAGUGCAAGUUAAACUGGGAAGCCCAGACUACAUACACUGUGACUCAGAUGAGGCCAUCAAGGACUUCAUGAAGAGAAUAAAGUGUUACGAGUCAUCCUACCAGCCUCUGGAUGAGGUUCUCGACAGGGAUCUGUCCUAUAUCAAGAUAAUGGAUGUGGGACGUCGUUACCUGGUGAACCGUGUCGUUGACCACAUUCAAAGCCGUAUUGUCUACUACCUGAUGAACAUCCACAUCUCACCACGCUCCAUCUACCUGUGUCGCCACGGCGAGAGCGACCUCAACAUCAAGGGACGCAUUGGGGGAGAUUCGGGCUUGUCUGCCAGAGGACAAGAGUUUGCCACACGUCUGAGGAAUUUCCUCCAGGAGCAAAACAUCAAAGAUCUUAAAGUGUGGACCAGCCAAAUGAAGAGAACAAUCCAGACAGCAGAGAUCCUCGGAGUGCCAUACGAACAGUGGAAAUCUCUCAAUGAAAUUGACGCUGGUGUGUGUGAGGAGAUGAUGUACGAGGAAAUCCAAACUCAUUACCCUCUGGAGUUUGCCCUGAGAGACCAAGACAAAUACCGCUACCGCUAUCCUAAAGGAGAGUCAUAUGAAGACCUGGUUCAGCGGCUGGAGCCCGUGAUCAUGGAGUUGGAGAGACAGGAGAACGUUCUAGUGAUUUGUCACCAAGCAGUCAUGCGCUGUCUUCUUGCAUAUUUCCUGGACAAGACUGCAGAUGAGUUGCCUUAUCUUAAGUGCCCUUUGCACACAGUAUUGAAGUUAACCCCCGUGGCUUAUGGAUGUAAAGUGGAGUCUUUCUGUUUAAGCGUGGAUGCUGUGAACACACACAGAGACAGACCAGAGAAUGUGAAUGUGCAGCGCAGCACUGAAGAUGCUCUGCAGACAGUCCCAGCUCAUUUCUAAACUCCUUCACUUCCUGUCACAGCCGAAACCUCAUCUAACUUCGUUAGGACCUCUGAACGGCAUUAACGGUGCUGAUCAACUGCUGAGGCAGCUUUUUCCCUGAGUCAGAGACAUCUUUCUAGACUCUCAUUGUAAAGCACUUUCACUAAAUGUCGUCCAUUUUAUACAUUUGUUUUAACCGUACAGUAGCUUGACUCUCUUUGGCGGGGAAACUAAAGGCAGAUGUGAAUAUUUUUUUUAAUAUGUGAACUUCUUAAAUGGUGCAAUGAUAUUAACUUUAAUCAUUGUCUUCCAUGCAUUGUGUAUACUGCCAUUGUUUGUUUCUAAAGGUGUUUUUAUAUGGAAGACAAAAAAAAAAAAAAAAAAAAAAAAACACCAGAAAAGACCAAGGACACUAAUCAUGUUUUCCUUUUCUUGCUUAAUUUUUUUUUUUUUCAAACAAAAAAAACCCUGAUUAUUCUUGGUGUGUUUAAAAAUUUCAAACAUUCCAGAAAAGAGAAAAUGUUACAAUGAGCUCAUCAUAAAAAAAAAAAAAAAAACAAGGGGCUGAAAUUUUACAUACAUGUCGUAUGUUUUCUCUGAAAUGUAGCUGAUAUGCUAAAACUCCAAAAUGAAGCACUUCCUGUUGUAAUCAUAGUGAAACUAAAACUUAUUUGUCUUUAAGACUAAAAGUUGAGAACUUGUGAAAUAUUCGGUUUGUCACUUAAGGCAUUUUUGGCCUCUAAAUCACUCCAUCACAAGUGAAAAGUAUGAAUUAAAACUGUGAAAACUGUACAUGCAUGAAUACUUUUUGUGGGGUAACAACGUAUACUACUAUACUGGGGAAAAAUAACCCAAAAUGCCUUGUCUGUCUCCAGCUGUCCAACCUCAAUAAAUGUUAAUGUUUCUUGUAAAGAAAGCUGUGCAGUUGUGUUUAAAGACUUCACAGACAGACUGAAAUACAAAGCAUAUUCUUUAUUUAU
Molecule: messenger RNA, 2453 nt
Organism: Archocentrus centrarchus (flier cichlid)
Lineage: Eukaryota; Metazoa; Chordata; Actinopteri; Cichliformes; Cichlidae
Gene: pfkfb4b
Product: 6-phosphofructo-2-kinase/fructose-2,6-biphosphatase 4b
Exons: 14
Coding region: 67-1491 (474 amino acids)
Biological process (GO): fructose metabolic process; fructose 2,6-bisphosphate metabolic process
Cellular component (GO): cytosol
Molecular function (GO): 6-phosphofructo-2-kinase activity; ATP binding; fructose-2,6-bisphosphate 2-phosphatase activity
Source: RefSeq, a predicted model, not a curated record